GGGUAUAUAAGUAGAACAUUGCUUAGUCGAAACGAUAAUUCAGGAAAGAUAUAGUCAAUCAGUCGGUUGUUGAUUUUCUAGAUUUUUUAGUACGUGAGCAGUGAAACUUAUUACAAUGUCAUGUAUACCGCUCAUCAUGACUUUACUAUUUAUGGGUUUAACGUUGGUCCAUUCCGAUUCACCCGAAGUAAACGUUGCAGAUGGUCUCAAUGAUGAAGUUCGGCCCUUGUUUGGCCCAACUCCGGCACUAAAACCUUUAGAUCCAGUUCCUGGCACGAAUCUGUUUUUCAACUUACCGUACAAAUGGUUCGACGAAACGAAGCCAGGCUGUUUUGUGUACUGGUUUUCGGAACAUUUUAAAGGCAUAUUGGCUAUAUCGAAUCAAAUAGCUGUAAUGUGUAACAGUGAUGACCAAAAGUGGUACAACGAAACGGAUUCAGAUUGGAUUAUUGAACGUCCAAGUGAAGAUCGGUCACGUUUAGCAGGCGAGAUUAUACUGAGGAAUGCUAAGACUAAACAAAUCAUAGAACGUGUGUGGAGCACUGACAAGACAUGGUUAAGUAUAGGUGGAUUUCGAACUCUAUGGAAUGAGAUUGUCCACAAACAGCUUGCCGAUCAGACGUGGAAAUUUAUUACCGAUGACAAAGAUAAGAAUCGUGUUACACUUUGGCAUGAUGGCAGUACUUUGUCUCAAGUAUCAUAUCCCAAUCAUCGGGAAGCUCUGUUUAUGAAAAAAGGUUUCCAAGACGGUUUUCCUUACUCAUUUGCCCCAUCCAUCGUAAUGGAACUGAAAAUAACCAACUUACAAUUUGAUGAAGUACCUGAAGACAUGAUUAAAAAGCAUACAAGCCAACAAGCUCUGAUGGACGCAAUAAAAAUAGAGAACAACAGUCCAGGAACUUCGAGCCGACUAGUUCAAGUGACGCAAAUAGUAAAAAACGAGUUCUCUUACGGUUUCAAGCAGUCAAUUAAAACCGCUUUUAAGGUCAGCGGCUCAGUAGGAAUACCACUUGUGGCUGCAGGUGAAAUUGAAAACAAAUUCGAAGUAGAAUUGGGUGCAAACCAAAACUGGAAAAGUUCAACGAGUAAAUCGGUUCUAAUGGUAUAUGACGUCAAGGUGCCGGCGUACACUAACGUAAACGUAUCAGGGUGGUGUGAUAUAAUAAAAGAUGUACGCAUGGAUUUCAAGGCGACAGUCCAGGUUUACGGAAAAACCCAACGAGUAACCCAGUAUGAUGAUAUUGUUCAUGAUGUGCCAGCUACCGGCGAUAUGAUUCGAAAACAACUUGAAUAUACAGGCUUUGAAGGAGAUAUUCUUGAAACGAAAAGUGACUGUGUUGUUGUGCGUGUUAAAGGGGAGAUGACUGCCACAGUUGGCGUUCGCGGUCGAUUAACUUUGAAAGGAGAGAGUUACCAAAUGUCGGAGACAGCUUAAUGUAACUGUAACUUAAUAUAUUCAAUACACUGAAUAAACAUUGUGAACAAAUUGUUCGAAAGCUCGUUAUUAUACUUGUCCUA
This is a messenger RNA of Bradysia coprophila, 1518 nucleotides long. RefSeq lists its product as uncharacterized. The record is from RefSeq and is a predicted model, not a curated record. NCBI's taxonomy places the organism in Eukaryota, Metazoa, Arthropoda, Insecta, Diptera, Sciaridae.